Molecule: messenger RNA, 3712 nt
Organism: Rhododendron vialii
Lineage: Eukaryota; Viridiplantae; Streptophyta; Magnoliopsida; Ericales; Ericaceae
Exons: 7
Coding region: 172-3219 (1015 amino acids)
Source: RefSeq, a predicted model, not a curated record
UGUACGUGGGUGUGUACAUGGAUUGUGUGAAUGCGUGUGAUUCUAGCAUUUUUGUUCAACAAUCAACACAAACCAACCCACCGGAGCCCCACUCGUAUUAAUAAGAACUCGCUCCAGGGAAAUGUUCUUCAGUAGCCACCAUUUUAUUUUGGGGCUCAAAAAGAAUUGACGAUGGCGCGUUGCGAACCUUUUAGGGGUCGAAAAGAAUUGUCAAUGGCGGAAAAGAGAACGGAACCUGACGAGUCGAUGACCGACGCCACCGUCAAACCCUCUCCCUCACCUCCGGUCGUUGGUUUCUUCUACCAGAAAAACAUCACCGCCUUCGUCUUCUCACCAAUCCCCUCCAACUUCCCUCCCGGCGCCUCCACCGGCCACCUCCGACAAACCCAUCUCAAGCCCUACCGCAGCGAAGUACAAGGUAACACCGUCGGUCUAAUCAACUCUUCUAAUGGCCUUAUUCUACUCUACUGGACAAAGCCCACCCCACGCUACCUCGUUCACAACCCAAUCACGCACGAUAAGUUCCACGUCAGAUUGGCUUUCAAUUUUCGAUCUGUUUCCCUACGUUUUCUGGUGUUCGGUUUCGCUUUUGAUCCGUAUCGUGACGAUCCCUGCUUUACUAUCGUUCAAGUGUCUGAUAUUGUUGGCCCGAUGCCUAUACGGGUUUGUUCCUACACUUGUUCUUCUUCCUUGCGCUCGCGUCGAUCUGCUUCUUGGGUGACAACCCAUCAUGCGCUCCCAGAGUUUGUUCGAGACAAGUACUUCGCGCUGUCUGGUCCUUCCGUGUUUUACAGAGGAGCUUUACAUUGGUUGUUGGAACCUUCUGGCGUCGUUGCAUACAAUAUUAGUACCAAAUCGGUUUCCUUCUCGUUGGUGACCAUUCCAGGCGAUGAGAAAUACGUGGAUGGGGAUGGGGUGUGCAGUUGUGUUAAGAAGAUGAAGAAUGCUGGGUUGUAUUCAAAUGGUUGUUGCAGUUGCAGGUACUUGGGGGAAUCUGGAGACAAGCUUGUAUACGUUCGGGUCACUGAUAAUUCAAGAUUGACAAUGUGGACUCUCACCGAUUAUUUCGAUGGUGUGUGGUUGCCCACUGGUGACAUUGUUGUUGAUAAGUUGCCCAGGUCUCUUUAUUUGGGACGUAUGUUGGCAUUUGCUAGGACGGAGCCUCGUCUCUUGUACCUCGUGGUGGGAAGUGACAUUUUCUCGUAUAGUUGCAUUAGCGGGGAGCUUAAGGAGCUCUGUAAAAUCGUUAAAGAAUACGGAGGGAGAGAGAAUUGCCUUGGGUUCAUAAUUCCUUAUGAACUUCAGAAUAUUACCCCAUCUAUUCCCAAAGUUAAAUCAAAGAAAAAAAAGAAGCGUUCCCGUUAUUUUGCAUACCUCUUUUGCGCUCUCAAAAAAUUGCUUCCGGAUGCUCCAGCUCUUACACCAGGGCCUUUUGGCACAGUUCCUAAGUUCAAGGAAAGGUUAGAGAGAAGAGCGGAACAUGUUAGACGAAGUUGGAACGAUGACAAUCUUUUUCAUCUCUAUGAGCAGUCUUGCAUUUCGCAAGUGGCAGGAAGAUAUUUCCCUCCACCUUAUUUGGAUGCGACCGGACCACCUAUAUGGUCCUUCUACAACUUUAAUGCCCCUUUCUCAAUUCGUGGACUUCGUGAUACAGUGUAUAGGUAUAAUGACAUUAUGCUACUUGAAGCUUGUCUAUAUGGAUGCACUGCUGAGCGUGAGUUAAAGUGCAUCUCCGUUGGGUCGCUGAAAUGCUUUUCAGAAGUACCAAUCCUGCAGCGAUAUCAGGCCAGAGAUGUCUCUCUUUUGGGAUUCUUCCAUCAAAGAAGCCAUAGUAGCUUUGUUUUCACUGCCAUCCCGUCCAAUCUCUCCCAUGACGUCUCCGCCGGCAAAGUCUCACAAGCGGGUAUGCAAUCGCAUGGUGUAGUUGAUGACACACUUGCUAUAUUGAACUCUUCCAGUGGUCUACUACUCUUAUACUCUUCGAAGCCAACUCCUCACUAUGAGGUGUAUAACCCUACCGUAGGUGAGAGGGUCUCUGUUGGAUCCUCUUAUUUUCUCGAAAAUGUGGCUGAACGGUUUAUGGUGUUUGGAUUUUCUUUUAACCCUUAUUGCACCAAUCCCUACUUCACCAUUGUGGAGGUAACUGAUCAUGCACCCGGUAAUAGCGUACGGGUCGAUGCCUACUCUUCACUCUCACCGUCUGUUUGGGAGACAACUUUUCACCAGCUCCCGUCCAAUGUCAGGGACGAUUAUGUUCUGUUGGGGCAGUCCAUCUUCUAUGAGGGUGCUUUGCAUUGGUUAUUGGAACCUUCUGGCAUUAUUGCAUACAAUAUUCAUGCCAAAACCAUUUCCAUAUCGUUGAUGAGCAUCCCGGUUGAUGAGAACUAUUUGGAUGAGAAUGGGUUAUGCUGUUGUAUUAAGAAGAUGAGGGGUUCGGAGAUGUAUUCUAGUGGUCGUUGCAGCUGCAGGUAUUUGGGGGAGUUUGGAGACCAGCUUGUAUAUACUCGGGUUACUGGAGAUUCUGAAUUGUCAUUGUGGAUUCUGAAGGAUUAUGAUCGUGGUGAAUGGUCUACCCCUAGGCGCAUUGUAGUUGAGAAAUUGUCUACGUCUCUUUCUUUUGGUUGUCUGCUAGCAUUUGAUAGAAUGGAUCCUGGUCUCUUGUUCAUCCGGGUGAAAAAGAAAAUAUUUUCAUACAAUUGCAUGAAUGAGGAGCUUAAGCUGCUUUGUGAAAUCAGCAAAGAUUAUGGCGGACAAGAGAACUGCCUUGGCUUUAUUAUCCCCUAUGAACUGCCAAGAAUUCCAGUGACCAUUCCCAAUUGCAUGAUGCCUGAAUAUGACAGAUGUUUGGGCUAUGUGCUCAAUUCUUUGAAGUGCGUACAUGAGGAUUCUUCAGAUGAUAUGGUUGCUGAUCCAAGAGUAAAUACCUUCCUUGCUAAAGUGAAAGCUGGUGGAUACGGUUCGAGCACCGAUGGUGUUUUGCAUCUUUAUCAUCUGUCUGGGAUUAGUCAAGUGGCAGUAAACUAUUUUCCUCAUCAAAAGCUGCCUGUUGAGUUUGAUGCGACUGGACCUCCUUUAUGGUCCUCCUACAACUUUCAUGCCCCUUCAACACUCAAUGAUAUACGAGAUGCGGUGGUUAAGUACAAUGACUUUGUCCGACUUGAAGCAAGUCUCUAUGGAUGCACUGCUGAGUGCAAAAGCUUAAUUCAAGUUGAUUCGUAAUCCUGUAGCUGCCAUGCUCCAAUAUCUGCUAAUGAACUUUUUUUUGUUGGUACCCAAAUCAAAACGGAGGCAGCGCCUACUGACUGCUAACGGAGUGAUCUUUAGUUAUAGAGGAACUAAUGUAGUUUGAACCAUCCGUAUAUGUGCCUCUCUGCAUACAUUUUGGGUGCAAAUGCAAUUGCUGAAAUUUCUCAUAGAGUUGCUGAAAAUGAGGGAUCAAUGGCCCAAUUCACUGCCUCCAUAGUCGCAGAAUUGUGACACAAGCCUUGGUACUUAAUGUUGCUGAAAAAAUGAUCCCGUUGUUCUUGAGCAGACAGUAAACUGGCCCGUUAGGCUUUUUUGGACCGCUCCCACAUCUACUAUGAUGAUCGGAACCAUUUGACUUUUUCAAGAUCGUCAAGAAAAUUAGCCUCUUCAAAAAUCACAUUGAUGGGAUCUCGUUUGAUAAAUCUUCAGAAUGCAUUUGUGUUGAGGAAAGCAAUUGUGACACCGG